Pseudonaja textilis is the source of this 2982-nucleotide messenger RNA. NCBI's taxonomy places the organism in Eukaryota, Metazoa, Chordata, Lepidosauria, Squamata, Elapidae. The record is from RefSeq and is a predicted model, not a curated record.
AUGCCGGCCUCCUUGAGGGAGGGGACUGACUUGGGCUUCUGGUGCUUUUCUCUCUUCCAGCAGCUGGGGGAGGCCGAAGGAGGAGGAGACGCUGCUGCCACCACCACCGCCACCACCGCCCCCUCGGAGACCCAGCUAGCCCACGCGUGGCCCUGGUUUCUGCGUGGCCCGGAGGACCUGCAUUCCGCCUCUGGGGCGUUGCUCCGUCAGCAGCUGGAGGAAGAGAUGAGAGAGGUGCAGAAUUACGUUGAUCACGUCCGGGCCUUGACAGAGGCGCGGGAUGCUCUGGCGGCAGAAUACGAGCGGGAAAACGAAGAGCUGAGGACGAAGUUCACCCAGAUGCAGCUGGAGCACGAGUCCCAGCAUAAGGAGGUGGCCGAGUUGCUGGCGCUGGAGGGCUUGGCCGGCAUCGUCCACAGCAGCCCCAGCGAGCAGGUGGCCUACUUGCUGGUAGAGAGAAGCUCUUUGCUGGAGCGGAUGGAGGCUCUGGAGCAGGAGCUGGGAGCCCCCCACCGCCUGGGGAGACCCUGCGGGGCUUCCCUACAAGAUGAAUGGCAUCUCUUUCACCCGAGGACAAAGGAGGAAUUUCACCAGCUACAGCAAUCCCUGCACCACAUCGAAGGGACGGUGAGCAAAGGGGAAAAGAAAAGAAAUGGAGCGGAGAACUGGCCAGGAUCGCUGGGCAAGGAGGAAGAGAGGGGCGAGCAGCCUGUUGAGCCCUUGGCAAGACCUUCACUCCCCAGAGAACCCUUCUCGGCCCUGGACCCUGAUUCCGGCACUGCUGCGUCCGAGCUGUGGAAGGCCAGAGAGCAGAACCUGCCGACAGAUAGACUGCUGCUGCACGACCGGCUUUGCUUUCCAGAGGCAGAGAGAUGGGCCCCUCCGGGGGGCUUGUCAGCCAGCAGAGAGGCAGCCAGCGACCUGGGAGGCAGCUUUAAGCACGAGCUGCGCAGCUCCAAGGCUGAGCUUCUCCGUCUCUACGGGGAGCUGCAGGUGCUGCAGGGGGCCACAGAAGAGCGGGGGUCUCUGCGCCUGGCUCACGAGAAGCUGCUGCAGGAGAACGGGCGGCUUGAGGCCAAGGUCUUGGAGCUGUCCCACGAGUGCGAGCGCCUGAACCAGCGUCUCCUGAGAGAGAGGGAGGAGGAGGAGGAGGAGGAGGACGGGGGAGUUUUGGCAAGCAGACUCUCCUGCCCCGAAUUUCCAGCCAGGGUGAAGAUGUGGGAAGAAGAUCAGAUGCCGGACCAGGGAGCAGAUGGACAGCCAGUGUGCCUCCCUUUCUCCGAAGCCAGCAGGAUGGCAGAGCUGGAGAAGCCGGUCCAAGCCCAGCAGCGAGAGGAGGGACCCUUCCGGGAGGGGGAGAUCCUGGCCGUGCAGCGUCAGCUGAGCGCCCACCGAGAGAGGCGCGGAGCUGCGGCCCCGCCCUCCCCGCCCCGCCCUGGGAAGCGCCGGUGGGGACACGGAGCAGGUGUGGAAGGGGGGCCACCCCGUAGGGAGAGGGGGAGCACCCCACCCUUUCCUCAUCACCUCCCCUCUGCACGCAGGGACCCCCCCAGAAAGGAGCCCCGCACGCCGCAGGAAGAGGCCCCGGGGCUGCUUUGGGCCCCCCGACAGGCCCCGAUCUCCACCAAGAAGCAGCUGAGGCUGGAGCAGGAGAGGACUCUGGAACUCAGGCUCCAGAAUCUGCAGCUGCAGCAGGAAAACCUGAAGGUGCAGGCCGAGCUGAGGCAGGCCCAGGGGAAGCUGCGGGAGGCCUCCAGGGCCUGUGGGGCGCUGGCCUCGCGGGGGGAGCUCAGCCAGCAGCAGGCCAAGGAACUCGAGCUGCAGCUGCUCCAGCUGUCCCAGGCCGCCAAGCAGCAGAGCCGCCUGCGGGAGCAGCUGACCCAGGAGAGCCAGCGGGCUGCCCAGGCCGAGAAAAGGGUGGAGGAGUUGGAGCGGAGGCUGCAGGAGAGCCGGCAGCUCUCGGAGCCCCAGGCCGCCCUGGGCAGGAGGGAGCUGGAGGAGGAGCAGAAGAUGCGGGAGCUCCUGGAGCGGGAGGAGCAGCAGCGGAGGCUCUGGCGGGAGAAGGAGGCCCAGCUGCUCCGGGCCUUGGCUGACCGGCAGGCCCAGGUCCAGCAGCAGGAGGGGAAGCUGCAGGCCCUGGAGGAGGAGAGGAGGGUCCUCGCCAAGGUCCAGCUGCACUGCCAGGGCCAGAGCCAGAGGCUCUCGGAGCAGCUCUCCGCCCUGCAGCGGGAGAAGGAGGCCCUGUGCGAGGAGCAGAGGCAGGUCCUGAGGCAGGUGGACCUCUCCCUCAGGAAACAGAGCGAGCGGCGCCUGCGGCACAAAGUCCAGCUGCGGCAGGUGAAGGAGAGGCUGCUCGGUGAGGUGAAGCUGCGUGACUCUCGCAUCCGGCACCUGGAGAACGAGGUCCGGCUGUGCAAGAGCCAGGCCGAAAAGGACCAGCUGCUGAUCCAGCGGGUGACGAGCGAGAACGAGAGCCUCCUGCGAGAGAAGCGGAAGAGCCUGGAGCAGCUGCACAGCCUGGAGGAGGCCAAGCAGAGCCGUGGCCAGGCCCUCUGCACCCUCCAGAGCAGAGUGCAGCUUCUGGAGGGGGAGAACAGGCAGCUGCAGGACCGGGUCCUCCAGCUGAGCCUGCAGGUGGGCAUCCUGGAACGGGCCCUGCGCACCAUCCACGUCCACAGCCUGGAGGAGCUGAAGAGCCUCGGCUUCCCCGACUGCCCACUGCAGAGGAAGCUCCUGCCCUUCCCCAGCCUCAGCUUCUCGGUCACCCGGCUCUCGGACCCCAGCAGACUCCGCCAAGCCAUCAAGGAUGGGCAGCCGGCGGAACCCGGGCAAAAGGCCCUGCUCUCCCCGCUGGCCUUCCAGACCCCCAGGAUCGGCUGCGUGGACGUCCCCAGGAACCUGCCCGACUUCCGCGAGGACGAGCCCGGCCACCCCGUUGGCUGAAGGGCCCCGAAGCCUCUUCUCCGUCCUCGGCUGGGCUUC